Thunnus maccoyii (southern bluefin tuna) is the source of this 3024-nucleotide messenger RNA. Its product is annotated as bone morphogenetic protein receptor type-1A-like. NCBI's taxonomy places the organism in Eukaryota, Metazoa, Chordata, Actinopteri, Scombriformes, Scombridae. Gene Ontology annotation, molecular function: ATP binding; SMAD binding; transforming growth factor beta receptor activity, type I. Gene Ontology annotation, biological process: BMP signaling pathway; cellular response to growth factor stimulus; dorsal/ventral pattern formation. Gene Ontology annotation, cellular component: signaling receptor complex; plasma membrane. The transcript is spliced from 13 exons. The record is from RefSeq and is a predicted model, not a curated record. The coding region runs from base 682 to 2265 and encodes 527 amino acids.
AGAGUGAUCCCUCCCGGCGGCUACAGACGAUCUCUGCUCGGCUGGUAUUUGCUCUCCUCCAUCAUCAAACAGACAAACCGCAGAGCGACCGAGCGGCCAGCGGCGGAGUACGACGCUGAAAAUAUCACCAACAACGGGGGGGGAAAUUACGCUUUUCUGUCGCGUUCUUCUGGUGGGAAUUUGGACUUGAGCAGCUACGAUGAAAUAGUGUCGUGAGGAGCGCCACGUCCACGGGAGACAUCAGAUAAAGACGAAGAAGAAAGGUCGGUGUUUGUGACGUUGGUCUGACGUGACCGGCUUCCAAUGCUUCAAGACUACAUUUCCCAUGGAGCCGUGCACCGACACGCACACUGUUCUAACAUGGAGCCACCAGUCAGGGUUUUGGACCCAAAGAGCCAGUGAGACAGAAGAGGACCUGAUAUUGUGAUAAUCACCCUUCCCGUCUCCUCCUCCCUCCAUCCCUCCUGCUUGUCCUCCAGCUGACCAUCCCGCUCUCUCUCCCGAGGCUUCGUCUGGCCAGCUGGAGCUCCUCCUCCUCCUCCUCCUCCUCCCCCCCCCGACUCAGCUGCUGUGGACUGAAGAGUUCGAUCGGGACCAACACACACCGACCAACAGCUGCAACCAGAAGCUGCUUAAUCACACACAGAGCCCGGUCCAGUCUCAGUCCAGUCCCGCUGCAGGAUGGGCGGUCUGUCGUUGUGUUUGGCUGUCAUGGCCGCCGCCGCUCUCCUGCUGACCCUCAGAACUGACGCUGCAGGUCAGAACCCGGACCACGUCCUGCAGGGGACGGGGGUGAAACCUGAGGCUCGGCGGCCCGGCGAGGACUCCACCAUCGCGCCCGAGGACGCCGCCCGUUUCCUCAGCUGUUACUGCUCCGGACACUGUCCUGAAGACGCCACCAACAACACCUGCCAGACUAACGGUCAGUGUUUUGCCAUCAUCGAGGAGGAUGAGCACGGAGAGGCCAUCCUCACCUCCGGCUGCAUGAAGUACGAAGGCUCGCAUUUCCAGUGCAAGGACUCUCCCAGAGCUCAGACCAGGAGGACGAUCGAGUGCUGCAACACCGACUUCUGCAACCGAGACCUGCAGCCCACCCUCCCCCCGCUGGCUCCCUCCGAAGGCAGCCCACACUGGCUGGCCUUCCUCAUCUCCAUGACGGUCUGCUGCUGCACUCUGAUCUGCGUCACCGUGGUCUGUUACUACAGGUAUAAGUGGCAGAGUGAGCGGCAGCGGUAUCACAGGGAUCUGGAGCAGGAAGUCUUCAUCCCUGCUGGAGAGUCGCUCAAAGACCUCAUUCACCAAUCACAGAGCUCCGGCAGUGGCUCAGGCCUCCCCCUGCUGGUGCAGCGGACCAUCGCCAAGCAGAUCCAGAUGGUCCGUCAGAUCGGGAAGGGUCGCUACGGCGAGGUGUGGCUCGGACGCUGGAGGGGAGAGAAGGUCGCCGUCAAAGUCUUCUUCACCCGAGAGGAAGCCAGCUGGUUCAGAGAGACGGAGAUCUACCAGACUGUCCUGAUGAGACACGAGAACAUCCUCGGCUUCAUCGCGGCCGACAUCAAAGGCACCGGCGCAUUCACGCAGCUCUUCCUCAUCACCGACUACCACGAGAACGGCUCGCUGUACGACUACCUGAAGCUGACCACACUGGACACGCAGACGCUGCUGCGACUCGCCUACUCGGCCGCCUGCGGCCUCUGUCACCUGCACACCGAGAUCUACGGCACGCACGGGAAGCCCGCCAUCGCCCACCGCGACCUCAAGAGCAAGAACAUCCUGAUCAAGAAGAACGGAACCUGCUGCAUCGCCGACCUCGGCCUCGCCGUCAAGUUCAACAGCGACACUAACGAGAUGGACAUCCCUCUGAGCACCCGGGUGGGGACGAGGCGCUACAUGGCCCCCGAGGUCCUGGACGAGAGCCUCAACAAGAACCACUUCCAGGGUUACAUCAUGGCCGACAUGUACAGCUAUGGCCUCGUCAUCUGGGAGAUGGCCAGACGCUGCGUCACCGGGGGUAUCGUGGAGGACUACCAGCUGCCGUACUAUGAGAUGGUGCCCUCUGACCCCUCCUAUGAAGACAUGCUGGAGGUGGUGUGUGUUAAAGGACUGCGGCCCACAGUGUCCAACCGCUGGAACAGCGACGAGUGCCUUCGGGCCAUGCUGAAGCUGAUGUCAGAGUGCUGGGCUCAUAACCCCGCCUCCCGCCUCACCAUCCUCAGAGUGAAGAAGACGCUCGCCAAGAUGGUGGAGUCGCAGGACAUCAAGAUCUGACCGCCGCCCUCCUCCUCCUCCUCCUCCUCCUCCUCCUCCUCCUCCUCCUCACACCUCCGCCAGAUUCACCUUGAACCCAGAACAACCUGACCUGGACCGGAGCAGAUCACCACCCUUCAUCAGGAGGAGGAAGAGGAGGAGAAGUUGGGAGAUAAGAGAAUUUAAAAAAAAAAAAAAAGGACCCGUUUCAGGGCGGAGCUGUGCGUCUCCUCCUUCCUCCUCCUUCCUCCUCCUCUUCAGUGUGUGAGCGGCCGGGAAACAAACAAACAUGGAGUCGCUCCUCUUCCUCUCUUCGUGGCUCAUGCGGAGCGAGACAGCCGGGUUUGACGCUUUCUGUGAAAGCCAAACGAGACAUUUAAAUUUGGAUGAGCGGAGGGGAGAGGAAGCUCGCUGUGAAUGAACAGAGAAACAUUUUUAAGGACCCGCCUCGCCCAGCCUUCCUCCUCUUCUGCCUGUUUAAAAAAAAAAUGCCAAUUUUUUGUUUUUAUUUUCUCUUCAGGACAGUGUUUCUCCUGCCAUAUUGAAAUAUAUCUACACUCUUAAAGUAGAGUUAAUUAUAAAAAAUAAGGUACUAUUAUAAUAUGUGAAUUUUAAUGUGUAAAUAAAUGUUAUCUUUAGAUGCCGUGCCUACUCAUAAGAAGAUUUUUAAAAAAAAAACCAGAACACUAUGCUGCAGUGGACUCCAGAGAGACGUUCACACUCUGGAGACGUCUACCGUCCUGUCUGUCUGUCCACGUCCUGGUUCAUGUCGGCCUCACA